AUGAACUACACCAGGGACCUGGAUGAAGCAUAUGAUGAAGCAUGGGAAGAAGAAAUGGAGGACAGACGACCAAGUGUGACAAGCAAUCACAUGUACAUACUCAAAGAAGGAGUGGCAACCAGUUGCAUGGUAAUGGAUGGAGAUGUGGUACUGACAGACAAAUGGUACGCACUUCCUGGUGACUCUGUGCCACAUGUUACUCUCCUAGUAGGGUUUGGCUAUGAGGCAAGAUCAUUGGGACCAGCAGUAAAGAAGGCAAGCUGCCUGCAGUGGAGCAAGAGCGCCUGUUACAAGAUACAAAGCUCAGUCAUGGAUGGAAAUCAGGUUUGGAGAAUCUUACUAAACGUGGAUGACAUUGGAAAACCUGAAGUGGUGAGAAGAUCUCGUUACCAUGGAAGAGAAAUGACUGACCAUCCAGACACGGUCAACAUCUUCAACCAGUUACCAGAACAACUGUGGACUUUAACUGCAGAGGAUGUGGGACUAGUUGAUGUAGAACCAGUGGUGGUUUCAGUUAGAAAAGACAGUGGCCUUACUAUUCCAGUUUGCAAGCGCCAAUACCCACUCAGUGAAGAAAAGACAAGGGGAAUUGAGCCUACAAUAUCAGGACUUCAAAAAGGGCAAGUAAUAUAUCCAACCUGCUCCAACUGGAACACUCCAAUUUUACCAGUAAAGAAAGGUGACACUGGAAAAUGGAGAAUGGUGCAGGACCACCAGCCCAUCUGAAAUUAGCCCACCCAACUACCUCAUCCCUAUAUUGUUAUUUGUUUUGCUCUUUUGCACCCCAGUAUCUCUGUUUGCACAUAAUCUCUUGCACAUCUAGCAUUCCAGUGUUAAUACUAUUGUAAUUAUUUUGCACUAUAGCCUAUUUAUUGCCUUACCUCCAUAACUUGCUACAUUUGCACACACUUUUUUAUAUAUUUUCUGUUGUAUUUUUGACUUUGUGUUUUUUGCCCCAUAUGUAACUCUGUGUUGUUGUUUUUGUCGCACUGCUUUGCUUUGUCUUGGCCAGGUCGCAGUUGUAAAUGAGAACUUGUUCUCAACUGGCUUACCUGGUUAAAUAAAGGUUAAAUAAAUAAAAAAAUAAAAAUCAACGAAGUAACUGUACCGGACGUUAGACCUGUACCAGACCCAUAUCUGGCCCUGCAAAACAUCUCACCUACCCAAGACUGGUUUACACUGGUGGACCUUGCUAAUGCAUUUUUCUGCAUUCCGUUACACCCAGAGUCUCAACCACUAUUUGCAUUCACCUACAGAGGACAGCAAUUCACCUAUUCUCGUCUUCCACAAGGAUAUCGUGAUUCCCCAGGAAUCUUCAACGCUAUCCUGAAAAGUCACUUGGAGGAGUUAACAUUACCAGAAGGGGUGACACUGCUUCAAUACGUUGAUGAUCUCCUGUUGGCAGCACCAACUGCUGAGUCUUGUUUGCAGGCCACCAAGUCCCUUCUCCUCUUGGUAGCUAAGAAAGGGUACAAAGUGAAGAAAGAGAAAGUGCAGUGCUGUAGGAGAAGUGUACAGUUCCUGGGGAGAGUACUGUCAGGAAAGGGACAAGCUGUCUCUACGGCCCAGAGGACAUCAAUCUUGGAACAUCCCAAACCCACUACUGUACAACACCUUUUGUCAUUUCUUGGCCUUACUGGAUACAGCAGAACACACGUGCCAGAAUACUGUCUUAAGGUGGAACCACUGCGAGCAAUCUUGAGAGAAGCAGGAAACAGAAAUCUCACAGCUGUCCUUAAGUGGACUCCAGAGGCAGAGGCAGCUUUUAUCCAACUCAAACAGACGCUAGCGCAGGCUGAAGCACUGUCUUUACCUGAUUACACCACGCCAUUCUGUUUGGAUGUUUCUGAAAGGGAUGGUUAUGUGCAUUCCAUCCUGUAUCAGAAACAAAAGGGGGAGAGAAGAGUCUUACACUACUACAGUGCAAAACUGGACAACAUUGAGACAGGACAAACUGACUGUGCCAGACACAUGGCUGCCAUUGCUAAAGCUGUAGGCAAAACAGCUCACAUUGUAAUGAGACAUCCACUUGAAAUCAACACAGACCAUGGAGUGACAGCUUUUAUUGGCUCUAAACUUUUCACGUUGUCCAGCAAAAGAAAAUCCAACAUAACAAAGGCCAUCACUGCAAAACACAUUACCUAUGUGACAACCACAACCAACAUGACUGAUGGCAUGGGUCAGGGAGAACCACAUGUAUGUGAAGACAGAGCAGCCAAACAAAUCAAGGUUUGA
This is a messenger RNA of Coregonus sp. 'balchen', 2235 nucleotides long. The record is from the annotation of a GenBank genome assembly. Lineage: Eukaryota; Metazoa; Chordata; Actinopteri; Salmoniformes; Salmonidae.